AUGGUCAAACUUCGAAAUAAAUUUGAAACGAUGUUCAUUGACCAAUUCAAAUGGGGAAAACUUGCCUGUCCUUAUUUUGCUGGUGACUUAGAUGAUGCCUAUCAAGACAAACUUAGAUUUCCUGAAGACUCACUAAAAGGUAUCCAAUGGAGAGACGUUGUACUUAUGGUAGCUGAAAAUUGUACCUUGUCAUUUAAGAACUAUGCUAGAAAUAAUGAUUUCAUCAACGUCACUGGUUUUGACCAAUACAACCUUGGAGAUAGAAUUGUAUUACUUGAUCUUGAAAAUAUAAAUUUUUUCAGGCAGUUCGUACCAAACUUGUCAGAAUAUACAGCACCAUUGACAGAUUUGAUAAAGGAUAAGGCUGCUGAGAAUACCAAAAUUGAACAUACUGAAGCUUCUCGUCAAGCAUUUGAAUCAUUGAAACAACAUCUCAUUAGGUUACCAAAAAUUUUCAUUUAUGAUCCAGACAAAACCACUUAUAUUUUCACCCCACAGUUCGGAUCGUGCUAUUGGAGGUUUUAUUUGCCAAAGGCAGAAUACAGAUGGAAUUGA
This is a messenger RNA of Hemisphaericaspora subhashii, 555 nucleotides long. RefSeq lists its product as uncharacterized. Lineage: Eukaryota; Fungi; Ascomycota; Pichiomycetes; Serinales; Debaryomycetaceae. The coding region runs from base 1 to 555 and encodes 184 amino acids. The transcript is spliced from 2 exons. The record is from RefSeq and is a predicted model, not a curated record.